CAACAACACGACCAACCACCAUGGCGCAAGCGAUCCCGCCGGCGGCGUCACCUCCGCCAAACCUAGAGGGGCCACCAUCGAGUGUUGAUGGUACAACCAACAAUUCCCCUGACAUGGAACAAUUGACGCAAGCAGUCCACGCUCCGAUGCAGCAACGCGUUAGGAAGACCGCCGAGAAAGUGUCGGCCGAUCGCAGCGGUAACAACAACACGAGCAGCGACGACAGCGGUAUCGCACGUACGGGGUCCCCUUGUCGCGAGAUGGUGGUGGCGAAACACAUACCAUCACCAAAGCUCAGCAUGGCAAACUCGUACUACGCAGGCUCGUUGAUCUGGAUCUCCAUGACGUCGUUCGUAGUUGGGCUCGUUGCAGUCGUGGGGUCACAGUUCGAGAACGCGGUGCAGUCCGUGUUCAAAUACAACGACGUCACCCAGCAUUCUGCGUGCACGACCGUGCUUCCCAUCCUCGGCUCCAUGGCCGUGCUCAACGUUGGGCUGGCCUUUCCCGCCAUGGGAUGGCAGUUCUCGAUGCUGUAUCAACCCGUCACUCCAUCCUCCACGACUGUGCUGCGCCUCAAGUUCCUGUACUGGUGUGAGACGAUGUUCCUGAUCCAGUACAUCGGCGGAGUUGUGGGGCUCGUGUCCUUUAUCUUUUAUGGCAUUCGGUUGAAGAUGGAGUUCGACGGGUUCUACUCGACGUGGGGGCGUCUUGCAUGGGCCGUCAAUGCGGUGCUGGUGCUGCUCGUAGCGUAUCAAUGGGUCGUCUUUGAUCGGUUUCGAACACACCAAAAGCAACAACUGGGCGCCCCCAACGAACUCGAACACGUCGGGAGCUGGAAAUUUCGGCGGUGGAUUUCAGGGUUGUUGGGCAAAAAGGCCAAAACCACCAGUGAAUUUCGAGCAAAUUUGUACGCGUCCGUCAAACGAGGCCAGGUCAUCCAAGUGCAAGCGUUGCUGGCGAAUGCGCUGGAAGGGCUCACGACAGAGCGAGAGCGGGAGAUGUUCUUUUGGAAGUUAUACGCGACGCCGUCCAUGGUGUUGGGAAUGUUUGCGUCCCGAACCAAGAACCCAAUGCACAUGGCGUGCCAACAAGGCGAUGCCGAGAUCACACGGGUGCUGCUUCAGGCUGGGCUUAAUCCUAAUUUUCUCGAUAAAAUGGGCGGCGUGGACAUGGGCAUUGGGUCGGUGUACCAGUGGCUGUGGCGCCGUCAUAACCGCGGCAAGUACGCGCUCGUGUCCCCGCUACACGUGGCAGUCUCCCACGGCCACGUCGAGUGCAUCCAUGCGCUGCGGCAAUAUCAAGCCAACUUGGACAUCGUCGCGACCACAGAUAUCUUUUCCAAGGAGCUAGCGGUCCCGCCCCUGUUUUAUGCAGAUUCAAGGGACACGAUGAACGUGCUGCUAGAGUACGGCGCCAACCAUUUGAUGGUCCCGAGCUUCGGCACGGCCAUGACCACGACCGUGUUGCAGCACAAUUUGUUCCUCGACCGCGUGGGGCUGGCGCGUCUCCUCGAAGACCACGGAUGCGACUACGCGCUCACACCGCUGCAUGCGCUGGCGGCGGCGGGGGACGUGGCCACGGUCCAGCAUUACAUGAAGAAUGGGGUGGAUCCGGAUAUGCUGGGCGAGUACUACGUCGGACUGAACCAGCGCACGCCGCUCCACUGGGCAGCAGUCAUGGGCCGCACGCGGGUGGUGGAGGCGCUGCUGCUGCAUCGAGCGACGGUCGACUUCACCGACCGGAUGGGCCGAACGCCUCUGCACUGGGCAGCUCGGCACAAUCAAGUGGGCGCGAUCAACGCUCUCCUGUCGAAUCAUGCGAACCCGAUUUGUUUGGACGACAGCAACAUGACACCGUUGGACGUCGGGUCGCACAGCGGCACCCUCCGUGAGCCGGCGAUCCGGUCGCUGGUGUCAUGUGGGAGUUUGAACAUCAACGGGGCGUACUGCGGAGACACUCCACUGCAUUUGGCGUUGAAGCAAGGCCACAAGGAAGCCGCGCUGGCGCUCAUUGCGUGCGGCGCCGACAUCUACCAAACCAACCGCGACGGCCGCCGCGCCAUCGACUGCUGCAUCUCGGCUGAGCUGCAGUACUCGAUCAAAAAAGCCAGCGGCAGCGUCGACGUGUACGUAUCGUAUGACCCGCCCUACUACGCGUUUGCCAAGGCUGUGUGCGACUCGGUCGAAACCAAUUUUAUUUCCGUCAACUUGCGGCCCGUGCUCGAAACAGUGCCCAACAAGCAAUUGCUAAAACGUGUCAGUGUCGUGUUGUGCGUGUUAUCCGAUGGAUACGGCCGCAACAACUUGUGCAUGUCGGAACUCGCCUUAGCCAAGCAGCACAGUGUGCCAGUCGUCGCUGUGAAUUGCGACUGCGGGCCGCUGUCCGAGGAAUUGCAAGUGUACUUGUACACCCGUCAGAUCAUUCCGUUCCAGCGCAGCGUUGUCGUGCACAAAUCGACUCCAACGACAGACCCCACCAGUCAUCGUGUCCAACUGUAUGCGAUUGAAAUGAACCAAGAUGUGUUUACUCAAGCGAUGCGGUCUCUCCUCGACGGGCUGCGAGACGAGGUUGAGCUGCAUCGACUGGGAAAGCGACGAAGACAUCCGCUGGGGCUGUCCAAGAACACUAGCGUUGGCCAAUCGUCGCGCUUUCUACCGACUCUGGGGAUAGCGGCAACAGGCGUGGAACACCCGAAAACGCACUCGAUAUUUGUGUCCCAUGGCGACUGCCAUCCUGAAUUUGUCCAUAAGUUGAAAGUGCACUUGAGGGAGAAACGCGUGUCGGUGCUCGUCGACUCGAAUAACAACGUGUCAGACUUGAAGGAGCGCGUGGUGGCCGCCAAGGACGCAAUCUUACAGUGUCAGCUGUUUGUGGUGGUGUUGUCAGCUGAGAGUAUUCUCACGUCCCUUGUGAGCGACCAACUGGCGUUUGCAGAAGACAAGGGGAAGCGCAUCGUGCCCAUUUGCUUGCAUGCCAACGUCGAUGGAAUGGGUACGUGAAUUCAAGACUGGGCAUUUUGCGUGGGUUGAAAUCAUGUAUACAUAGAUCAAGUAGAACCUGCCUUCAUUUAUUUACAGUUAGUUAGGGCCACGUUCUGCCCAAUCAUUAGGUUCAAAGGAAUUGGAAGACUUUGGUUGUUUUACCUAGUUGUUUUGACUGUGUCUGAUUUCAAAACUCGAAACUCGGCGUUUCGCAGUUAUGGCCCAAUUACCGGGAAAAAGUCCUUUGAAUCUCUUAUUUAUUUUGGCAAAAAACGACAUAUUUGGCAAUAUCUUGAAAUCUCCAAAUAUUAGAUCCAGAGUGAGGAGAAAUUUUCACUGUUUUUUGCCGAUUGGUGUUCGAAAUUUCUACCAUAUCGACGAUUUCGGCCCUUGACCUUGACAACCAAACGCACCCUUAUAAAUCUAUAUAUAUGUGACUUGUUGAUCUCGAGUAUAUCGUUGUGUGUAUAUAUGUUGUUGGAAAAGGGAACACAACCCCACGCACUUGCUAUAUACUUACUUGUAGACAAAUUGACAAGUCUGUUUCAAACCCGGCUGUUGGUGUUUGGCGACGACUUGGGGUUUGAGCAUGGUAUGGACAACUUGGUCGAAUGCCUCGAUGAAAAAGUCGAGCAAGCCAAAGCAUCGGUGCAUCAAGUCGCAGACGACACAGCUAAGACAAGCACGGACGACAUUAUCGACGCUUUGUUGUGAAGGCAAUAUGGCGCCAAUUUUGCCAAUUGGGGGGAUUGUUGACAUCACCAAAAUAUCGAGCAAAGCAGUUUAAAAUGGAUAAAAAAAUGAAGGUUGAAGUAUGAUUGGCU
Messenger RNA from Aphanomyces astaci, 3805 nucleotides. RefSeq lists its product as hypothetical. The transcript has 13 exons. The coding region runs from base 21 to 2999 and encodes 992 amino acids. Lineage: Eukaryota; Oomycota; Saprolegniomycetes; Saprolegniales; Verrucalvaceae. The record is from RefSeq and is a predicted model, not a curated record. Gene Ontology annotation, molecular function: protein binding. Gene Ontology annotation, biological process: signal transduction.